Molecule: messenger RNA, 984 nt
Organism: Drosophila busckii
Lineage: Eukaryota; Metazoa; Arthropoda; Insecta; Diptera; Drosophilidae
Product: diencephalon/mesencephalon homeobox protein 1-A
Exons: 2
Coding region: 151-942 (263 amino acids)
Biological process (GO): regulation of transcription by RNA polymerase II
Molecular function (GO): DNA-binding transcription factor activity, RNA polymerase II-specific; RNA polymerase II transcription regulatory region sequence-specific DNA binding
Source: RefSeq, a predicted model, not a curated record
UAAAUAAAUCCUUUUUUUUCGACACGACAUUAGUUUUGAUUCAUAAAUCAAAAUAGUUUAUAGCUAAAGUGCGUGUUGUUGUGUGCGAGCAUAAAUUAUUUUUACAUUUUUUUAAGCAGUGUAAAAAGAUAUUUUUGAAUUUUGUGCAUAAUGGCUGGACCAUUUAUAUCCCCUUUGCCGGGCGAUCUACUUACCGAGUAUAUGUUUGGACGCAGACGACAGCGACGCAAUCGCACCACGUUUACACCACAGCAGCUGCAGGAGCUGGAGGCACUCUUCCAGAAGACUCACUAUCCGGAUGUCUUCCUACGCGAAGAAGUCGCACUGCGCAUUAGUCUCAGCGAGGCGCGCGUCCAGGUUUGGUUUCAGAAUCGUCGUGCCAAGUGGCGCAAGCAGGCGCGUCUGCAGCUGCUGCAGGAUGCUUGGCGUAUGCGUUGCUUGAGUCUGGGCACACCACCGGCUAUAGCUGGCAAUCGGCCUCCUAGUGGCAGUGGCGCCAAUCAGCUGCCGGAGAAUCUAUCCGCAGGCAGUGCUCCAGUUGGCAAGGAAACGCUGUUGAAUGAAGUAGGCGUUAACAAUGAUGUUUCAUUGGGAAAUGGACAAGGUGCAGCUAAUUUUACCAUGAUGCAUCCGGCUUUCCAGCAGUCAGCACAUACGCAGCAUGAUAAGCUAUCAAAAACCUAUACAGAACUGAAGCUCUAUAAGGAGCCGACGGCUCAUAAUGUUUCAGAGCUUGAUAUGGGCGGCAUGUCGACACUGUCGCCCAACUCUGAUGAGGGCUCUGACGGCUCUGAUUCGGAGGAGAUUGAUUUGACAUCGGGUGCCUGCAUAGAUUUCUCGCAAAGCAGCAAAUUGCAACAGCAGCAGCUACAGCAACAACAACAACAACAGCAACAGCAGCAGCAGGCGGCAGAGACUCCAGCAGCAAAUGGUGUGCAUUAGUGUAUAUAUAAUAUAUUAUCAAAAAAAAAAAAGCGCAAUUAA